This is a messenger RNA of Uncinocarpus reesii 1704, 1860 nucleotides long. RefSeq lists its product as uncharacterized. The coding region runs from base 1 to 1860 and encodes 619 amino acids. Gene Ontology annotation, biological process: proteolysis. Lineage: Eukaryota; Fungi; Ascomycota; Eurotiomycetes; Onygenales; Onygenaceae. The record is from RefSeq and is a predicted model, not a curated record. The transcript has 3 exons. Gene Ontology annotation, molecular function: serine-type peptidase activity.
AUGGUCAAUCCCAAAACGAAGGAGAUCUAUGCCAUCGAAAAUCGGCCAGCAGAAAACGGCCGUGGAGUGAUUGUCCGUAUUAGCGAACAUGAAAGCAUCGACGUACUGCCCAAGGGAUUUAAUGCGAGAUCAAAGGUCAACACCUACGGCGGCGGAGCAGCCUCCAUGUGUCCCGACGGGCGCAUCGUCUUCACAGACUCAAAUACGACCGGCGUGUUCUUCCUCUCUGCAGGCGGCGACGUGGAAGAAAUCAUCGCCGGCGGAACCGCCAAAAUCAAUUACGCAGAUUUCUGUGUCUCGCCUGCGCAACCGCACUUGAUUCUUGCGGUACAAGAGCUCCAUCGCGAGGAUGGCGAAGUGCUGGACCGCAUUGUAGUUAUCAACACCGAGACCAAGGACGCGAAGGUGGUUGUUGAAGGCGCGGAUUUCUUCGCGCAUCCAAAAUUCAGCCCGGAUGGGAGACACAUCUGCUGGACGCAAUGGGACCAUCCCGACAUGCCGUGGACCGGCAGCCAGGUCUAUGUGGCGGACUGGGCGGACGGCAGCGUGGCCAACAAGACUCAUGUCGCAGGCAAAUCGCUCUCGUCUGCUGUCUGCCAGCCGCGAUGGAGCCCGGAUGGCACGCUGUGGUUUGUCGACGAGCCCGCGGGGAUGUGGCAGCUGUAUCGCUACGACCUGACGUCUAGACGCGUCGAAUAUGUCCGGAUCGAGGGAUAUACGGCGGUUGAGAUGGGCAAGGCAGAAUGGUUCCUGGGAAAUUCAACGUACGGGUUCCUGGAUGAAUCUGCCCUCGUCCUCGCAUACACAAAGUCAGGCGCCACCGGAAUCAUCGUCUACGAUAUCACCACGGGCUCUGCGACAGAACUACCUCUUGGUAUCGUCCAUGUCGAAUUCAAUGGCAUCCGAUGCGUCUCUCCCACCUCUUUCGUGGUGACCGGCGGCACGCCGACAGCGCCAUCCGCCGUCUACCUCGUCGACAUCACCAAGCCAGGUGCAAAGCAGCUGCUGAAGAGCUCGACGGCCAUUGACCUACCUCUGGAGAUAUUCUCACCUCCACAGAGCAUCACCUUUCCCCGUACACACGGAAGCGAUCUGUCCAGGCCGUCGCAUGCUGUCUUUGUUCCCCCGUACAGCCCCUCGUUCAAAGCGCCGGCCGGAUCCUUACCACCACUCAUAAUCAACAUCCACGGUGGGCCGACCGCACAUGUCCCGCCCUCUCUGUUGCUAGAGGCACAGUACUUUGCGUCGCGCGGAUACGCGUACACGCAUGUUAACUACGCGGGCUCGAUCGGCUUUGGACGCGCGUAUCGCGACGACCUGAACCACGGCUGGGGCAUCAAAGAGAUCGACGACACUCUGUCUUGCAUUGACUAUCUCGCGUCUCAAAAUCUCAUCGAUAGAAAUCGCGUGGCUAUCAGAGGAGGAAGCUCGGGCGGCUAUACCGUCCUGCAAGCCCUCGUUACUCAUCCAAAGGUCUUCGCUGCGGGCUGCUCCCUCUUCGGCGUAGGAAAUCUGAAAAGGUUGCAGGAAAUGACCCAUAAAUUCGAGUCGCACUACAUUCUGAACCUACUCUUUCCUCCCGAUAUCCCCGACGAGGAAAAAGAAGAGAUAUACAGACAAAGAAGUCCGUGUUUUCACGCAGAAAAGAUCGAGACUCCAGUAGUGCUCUUCCAAGGGUCCGAGGAUCCCGUCGUGCCAUUGCAGCAGGCGCUUGAGAUGGAGAAGGUGAUGAGGGAAGGUGGAAAAGACGUGGCCCUGAUUGUUUAUGAGGGCGAGGGACAUGGGUUUAAAAAGGAGGAGAACUUGAAGCACUGCAUUGAGAAUGAGGAGGCGCUCUACAGGAGGACAUUGGUUGCCUGA